AACAUUCAUCACUGAUUGGACAUUGAACAACUUGGAUUGUAAAAUCAUUUGUAAAUCUCAUCCAUAGUACGUUGCACGCUGUUUUCCAAGCAAACGAAUAGAAUGAUCGAAUCUAUUUCAAAUCCAAGUUUGUUUGGGUUGUGUUUCUGUUUAGUUUUCGGUGCAAUUUUAUCACAGAUAUCGACACCAAAUGAACUAUGCAAGAAUGGUAAAUUUCGGCUCGUAGAGCAUGAAAAAUAUUGUGAUUAUUAUUAUCGUUGUGAUGAUGAUGGUCAUGCUGUUGAGGAGAAAUGUCCAAAUGGUCUGGUUUUUGCUGGUUAUCGUCGUGGUAUGAUUGAUAACCAUUGUGGUUAUCCAUACAUUGUUGGCUGUCCAGAUGGCGUCAAAGUUAUGGGACAAUCGCCUUCAAAUUCUGGCAAUUGUCCAUGGAGUUAUGGAACAUUUGCGCAUGAAACAUCCUGCACAAAAUAUUGGCAAUGUUGGAAUGGCACUGGCACCUUGCAACAAUGUCCAUAUUCCUUACUUUAUAAUGAGCGCAUUCAUUCGUGUGACUGGCCACAAAAUGUUCCCGAUUGUCAAAAACAUCCAAUUUGUAAUGAAAAACCCAAUGGAGCUGUAACAAUUGAAAAUAAUUGUGAUAGGUAUUGGCUUUGUGUCGGUGGCUAUCCACGUCUACAACGUUGUCCAGCUGGUUUGGCAUUCAGCAUUGAAUUGUCUAAAUGUGAAUUGGACUAUCUUGUUCCUGGAUGUGAACCUGUACAACCAUUGGUGGAUGAUAAUGCUGUUGCAUAUAAUAACAAUGGAACCAGUGAUGCUAAUCGAGAUUCGCGUGGCUCAUUGUAAUCAUUGAACCAUCAUUCACAAUGGCUACCUGAUUUGACCUAAAAAAUUAAAAUACAAAAUGACUUGAUGACAACUAUGCUGAUUCAUUACACAAAACA
Molecule: messenger RNA, 941 nt
Organism: Dermatophagoides pteronyssinus (European house dust mite)
Lineage: Eukaryota; Metazoa; Arthropoda; Arachnida; Sarcoptiformes; Pyroglyphidae
Product: protein obstructor-E-like
Cellular component (GO): extracellular region
Molecular function (GO): chitin binding
Source: RefSeq, a predicted model, not a curated record